This is a messenger RNA of Arachis duranensis, 1660 nucleotides long. RefSeq names its product beta-glucosidase 12-like. Gene Ontology annotation, biological process: carbohydrate metabolic process. The record is from RefSeq and is a predicted model, not a curated record. The transcript has 13 exons. Lineage: Eukaryota; Viridiplantae; Streptophyta; Magnoliopsida; Fabales; Fabaceae. The coding region runs from base 6 to 1562 and encodes 518 amino acids. Gene Ontology annotation, molecular function: beta-glucosidase activity.
AAUAUAUGGCACCCAAUAAUAACAAGGGCAUUUUGGUACUUGUCUCUCUCUUCUUCUUCUAUGCUCUUAUUAUCACUUCCUCUUCUUCUGCAUCACCAGUUUCCCCCAUUCUUGAUGUUUCUUCCCUCAACCGAACUUCUUUUCCAAAAGCCUUCAUCUUUGGAACUGCUUCCUCAUCCUACCAGUAUGAAGGUGCAGCAAAGGAAGGUGGAAGAGGAGCAAGCAUAUGGGAUACCUUCACCCACAAAUAUCCAGAAAGGAUACAAGAUAGAAGCAAUGGAGAUGUUGCAAAUGAUGAAUAUCACCACUACAAGGAAGAUGUUGGGAUUAUGAAGUAUAUGAAUUUAGAUGCUUAUAGAUUCUCUAUCUCUUGGUCCAGAAUACUCCCAAAAGGAAAGCUUAGUGGAGGCAUAAAUCAAGAAGGAAUCAAAUAUUACAACAAUCUCAUUGAUGAAUUAUUAUCAAAUGGUAUAAAACCAUUUGUAACUCUUUUUCAUUGGGAUCUUCCCCAGACAUUAGAAGACGAGUAUGGUGGCUUCUUAAGCCCGAACAUUAUAAAUGAUUUUCGAGAUUAUGCGGAGAUUUGCUUUAAAGAAUUUGGAGAUAGAGUGAAGCAUUGGAUCACUUUGAAUGAACCAUGGACAUUGAGCCAAGGUGGCUAUGCAAGUGGCAUGCUUGCACCUGGUAGAUGUUCAAAAUGGGUGAAUCCAAAUUGUGGUGCUGGUGAUUCUGCUACUGAACCCUAUUUGGUUGCUCACCAUCAACUUCUUUCUCAUGCUUCUGCUGUGCAACUCUACAAGAAAAAAUAUCAGGAAUCUCAGAAGGGUGUGAUAGGUAUAACUUUGGUGUCUCAUUGGUUUGUGCCAACUUCAAAUAGCAAACUUGAUCAAAUGGCUGCAGAGAGAGCAAUUGACUUUAUGUUCGGAUGGUUUAUGGAACCAUUGACAAGAGGAGAUUAUCCUAAAAGCAUGAGAUCCUUGGUAGGGAAAAGAUUGCCUAAAUUCUCUGCAGAUGAAGUUAAAGUAGUCAAAGACUCAUUUGAUUUUAUUGGGUUAAAUUAUUAUACCACCAACUAUGCUGCUUACUCACAUAAGCUCACAAAUGCCAAACCUAAUUACCUCACUGAUUCCCAUGCCAAUCUUACAACUGAACGCAAUGGAGUUCCCAUAGGUCCAAGGGCUGCUUCCAAUUGGUUAUAUGUAUAUCCAAAAGGAAUUCAACAACUAUUACUUUACACCAAGGAAAAAUAUAACAACCCUUUGAUUUAUAUAACUGAAAAUGGAAUAGAUGAGUUCAAUGAUCCAACACUAUCACUUGAAGAAGCUCUUAUAGAUACUUUUAGAAUUGAUUAUUAUUAUCGUCAUCUAUUUUAUCUCCAGUCCGCAAUAAGGGAUGGCGUAAAUGUGAAAGGAUACUUCGCAUGGUCAUUAUUGGACAAUUUUGAAUGGGCUUCAGGAUACACAGUGAGAUUUGGAAUAAAUUUUGUGGAUUAUAAUAAUGGUUUGAAAAGACAUUAUAAACUGUCCGCAAAAUGGUUCAAGAACUUUCUCAAAAAAUAUUAGACUUAUAUUACAAUUCUAGUGAUUCCAACAAACAAUAUUACGUAAACCUUGAAUGAUUAUAUAUCAUAAUUGCUUGCAUGUAAUUUUCUUUUAAAAUU